Molecule: messenger RNA, 306 nt
Organism: Xyrichtys novacula (pearly razorfish)
Lineage: Eukaryota; Metazoa; Chordata; Actinopteri; Labriformes; Labridae
Source: the annotation of a GenBank genome assembly
AUGGAUGGUGAAGAGGAGAAUGGAGCUUCUGGAGGGGUGGAUAGCACUGAGGGCCAAGGUCAGGAAACAACACUCUCAGACCUGGUUUCCCUCUUCGGUCCCACAUGUGGCAGCAGGAGGCCAGACAGAAGGAGGAAAAUGCCCAGCAAGAACAGUGCUUCAGAGCACUCCAACACCAGUUCCAACUUUUGCAGUUGGGAGUGCAUGAAGUCCCUGAAUCCCUGCAAAGAGAGCCAGAACAAUCAGACUCUGAGCCUUUGGAAGUUAAUGCAACUUCACAAGCUGCUCCCACUAGUGAGACUGUAA